AUGGCCAAUUUCACAAUCGAUAAGCUUGCAUAUGUUAAUGAACAUCUUGCAGCUAAUAAUUAUCUAAAUGGAAAUCAUCCAGGUGCUGAUGAUGCCAGAUUCUUCGAAACCUUGAAUGGUGUACCACCCAAGAAUUAAUUUCCAGAAAUUUAUUUUUGGUAUUUACAUCUCAAUUUGUUUACUCCAGCAGCUAGAGCUUAAUGGAUUUCAGCUGCUGCACCAAAAAAGUAAGAAAUCAAUAAGCAAACGCCAAAAAAGAAGCAAUAAAAGCAAGCUGGUAAUGAUGACAUCAAUCUCUUUGGAAAUGAUAAUAUUGAUGCUGAAAGGAAGGUUAAAGCUGAGUAGAGAAAAAAAGAAGCCUUAGUCAAGAAUAAAAUACAAAAACCAGUUGGCAAGUCAAUUGUGAACUUCGAAUUGAAGUUAUAUGAGACCACCGAUUAAGCCUAAUUGGAACGAAUAGCCAAAAGGAUCAAGGAUACUAUCAAUCCAGAUGGUUUGGCUUGGGGGUAGAAUGUCGAAUAUAAAGAUAUAGCAUAUGGAGGCAAGAAGAUUGUUAUGUCAAUGAUAAAUGAAGAAGAUAAGGUACAUAAUUAUGUGAACCUUUUAGAUAGUUACGGAAGAUAUAAUUGAUCAAAUUACUAUAUAGGAAGAUGAUAUUGCGACUGUGGACAUAGUAUUGCCGUAUAGGUGUUGA
Molecule: messenger RNA, 694 nt
Organism: Paramecium octaurelia
Lineage: Eukaryota; Ciliophora; Oligohymenophorea; Peniculida; Parameciidae
Source: the annotation of a GenBank genome assembly